This is a messenger RNA of Scedosporium apiospermum, 330 nucleotides long. RefSeq names its product DNA-(apurinic or apyrimidinic site) lyase. Gene Ontology annotation, biological process: translational elongation; cytoplasmic translation. Gene Ontology annotation, molecular function: structural constituent of ribosome; ribonucleoprotein complex binding; protein kinase activator activity. The record is from RefSeq and is a predicted model, not a curated record. Gene Ontology annotation, cellular component: ribosome; cytosolic large ribosomal subunit. Lineage: Eukaryota; Fungi; Ascomycota; Sordariomycetes; Microascales; Microascaceae. The coding region runs from base 1 to 330 and encodes 109 amino acids. The transcript has 4 exons.
AUGUCGAACGCUGAACUCGCUUCUUCCUACGCGGCGCUCAUCCUCGCCGACGACGGUGUUGAGGUCACCGCCGACAAGCUCCAGACCCUCAUCAAGGCCGCCGGCGUCGAGGAUGUUGAGCCCAUCUGGACCCAGCUUUUCGCCAAGGCUCUCGAGGGCAAGGACGUCAAGGACCUCCUGACCAACGUCAGCGCCGGUGGUGCUGCCGCUCCCGCUGCUGGUGGUGCCGGUGCCGCGGCGGGCGGCGCCGCAGAGGAGAAGGCCGAGGAGAAGGAGGAAUCCGAGAAGGAGGAGUCGGACGAGGACAUGGGUUUCGGCCUUUUCGACUAA